This is a messenger RNA of Linum trigynum, 225 nucleotides long. Lineage: Eukaryota; Viridiplantae; Streptophyta; Magnoliopsida; Malpighiales; Linaceae. The record is from the annotation of a GenBank genome assembly.
AUGGAUUAUGCUUGUGAUAUGAGGGAGACAUAUAAUGUUGAGGAGGCAGAAGUGACCAGCCGAGCAGGGAUUGCGGUUGAGGCUAGAGGGGUGGUUGUCGAAGGAAUGAUCGAGAAGAUGGUUGAGGAGAGAGAUGCAGAGGGAGGAGGGGAGGCUUCUGCAGCUAACAGGAGGAUCGUGAGAGCUUAUGUUGCCACUCUAGAGGACAUCCAUCAUACUUCAUAG